Molecule: messenger RNA, 627 nt
Organism: Clavispora lusitaniae ATCC 42720
Lineage: Eukaryota; Fungi; Ascomycota; Pichiomycetes; Serinales; Metschnikowiaceae
Source: RefSeq, a predicted model, not a curated record
AUGUUUAAAUUCCUUUAUCAAGUACUCUGUCUUUCUAUACCAGCCGCGCCUCUAUACACACUGGCAUCAACUCAACUACUCUGGAUGAUACGAGGAAACUACAGUUUAGCACGUGAGGUGCGGAAAAGCGAGCAGAAGCUGCGGCUGCGGAUCCAGCAGAAACAGAAACAUGCCCACUUGCUCGAAAAGCUCCAGCGAACAGACCCGAUCCGGCUUCAUUUCCAGAUCGAGCGCCUUGAAUCGGGCCAGCUCGAUGGGGCAGGGAAAAAACGGCUCCAGAAACUCAAAGAGCACUGGGCCUUCAUGCAGAAGAACGGGCUCCACAAGGAGAAAAUACAAGCGUUCCUAGAACAGCAGAGGAAAAAGCAAGCCGAGGAGGAAAAGGCCCGGACCAGACUCUGGGGAAAAGAGUCUGUGUACUUCAAUCCAGAAUUGAAUCCGCUUGGCAAAGUGCCCGAUUGGCGGAAUCUCGACGGCUUUUCGGAACCGCUUCCCAAUGCAAAGAAGCCUGUUCAGCGAGUUGCGGUCGAGCCCGACCCAGAAAUCUCUCUUUUGGGAAUCCAGCCUCCAGAAGGGGCGCCGCCGAAAUUCUACCGAGCAGUGCAGAACACAAGAGUGAAGGAGUAA